Messenger RNA from Sesamum indicum (sesame), 1601 nucleotides. It is a transcript of the gene HIP1, whose product is annotated as HSP70-interacting protein 1. Gene Ontology annotation, molecular function: protein dimerization activity; Hsp70 protein binding. Gene Ontology annotation, cellular component: histone deacetylase complex. The record is from RefSeq and is a predicted model, not a curated record. Lineage: Eukaryota; Viridiplantae; Streptophyta; Magnoliopsida; Lamiales; Pedaliaceae.
CAAACAGAAGAAGCUACUAGAAGGCCCGUCAAUCGCAAGUCCAGUACUUCAACGCUGCUUCUCCCUUCUGUUCUUCAUUUUCAAGGAUCGAAUAAGCUUUUUCGAACCCCACCAUUUUCUCGCAUUUCUACCCAGCAGAAGUGUUACAGAAAUUGCAAAGAGAGACUACUCGUUGCAAUGGACGCAGCCAAGGUGAAGCAACUGAAGCAAUUUAUAGACCUGUGCAAGUCCGACCCUUCCAUCCUCUCCGAUCCCUCCCUCUCUUUCUUUCGUGAUUACAUUGAGAGCCUUGGAGGCAAGAUUCCGUCAUCUGGGGGAGAUUACAAAGCGAAGUCCCAUGUGGUGGAAGAGAGUGACGAGGAUAUGGAUGACAUAGAGGAGGAGCCUCACCCACCUCAUGAAGAAGAAGAGCCCGAGAUAGUGGAGUCUGAUGUUGAACUUGACGAGAGUGAUGUCGUGGAGCCUGAUAAUGAUCCUCCACAGAAGAUGGGAGACCCCUCAGUCGAGGUUAGUGAAGAAAACCGAGAUGCGUCUCAGGAGGCUAAGAUACAGGCCAUGGAAGCACUUUCUGAAGGUAAGCUAGAAGAAGCGAUUGAACAUCUCACCGAAGCUAUUACCCUGAACCCUACAUCAGCAAUUAUGUAUGCAACCCGAGCUAGUGUUUACAUCAAAAUGAAGAAACCAAAUGCCGCUAUUCGGGAUGCCACCGCAGCUCUGGAGAUCAAUCCAGAUUCUGCCAAAGGAUACAAAUCACGUGGUAUAGCACGAGCAAUGCUUGGGCAAUGGGAAGAGGCUGCUAAGGAUCUCCACGUGGCCUCAAAGCUGGACUAUGAUGAGGAAAUCAAUGCUGUACUUAAGAAGGUCGAACCCAAUGCGCAUAAGAUCGAGGAACAUCGCAGGAAAUAUGACAGGCUGCGGAAAGAGAGAGAAGACAGGAAGAUUGAGCGUGAGCGACAACGUCGUAAAGCUGAAGCUCAGGCUGCGUAUGAAAAGGCCAAGAAGCAAGAGGAGUCAUCUUCAAGUAGAAGACCAGGAGGCAUGCCUGGCGGAUUCCCCGGUGGUAUGCCUGGCGGAUUCCCCGGUGGUAUGCCUGGCGGAUUCCCCGGUGGUAUGCCUGGAGGCUUUCCUGGAGGUAUGCCUGGAGGAUUUCCUGGGAGCAUGCCUGGUGGUAUGCCCGGGAAUGUUGACUACAGCAAAAUACUCAAUGAUCCUGAGCUGAUGGCAGCAUUCAAGGACCCUGAAGUCAUGGCUGCACUCCAAGAUGUUAUGAAGAACCCUGCUAACCUGGCCAAGCAUCAAUCGAAUCCAAAGGUGGCUCCUAUUAUUGCAAAAAUGAUGAGUAAAUUUGCCGGACCAAAGUGACAGUGUAAGCUGAGAUGGACAACUUUAAGAGUCAAAUGUGAUCACCCCAUGCUUAGAAUCUGUGGUAUAAUGCUUAUUUCAUUGUGUCAUGAAUCUAUAGACUAAACAGUAAGCAGAUUACUCCAAUGCAUGUUGACAUGUACAGAUUGUUUCCAUCUUUAUUGUGUUCCCAGUUUUGUGAUAUUGUUUCAGACUGCUGUAAUGGCUUCAGUUUUUCUCUUGAUAUGGCUUUUGUGAUC